AUUCCUGUGGACUAUCCUGAAGCGAUCAUUGUAUACCCUCCGCAUGAGCUACACUAUGAAUAAACGCAGGGUGGAGGAUAUCAAAUCCACAUACGACACAGUGCAACAGAGGCUGAAGCGACUGCAGGGUGAUGCAGAGAAACUGCUGCACCAGAUGAGGAAGGAGGUGAAGAGUGCUACAUUUGAGGCCGGCCAGGAUCUCAUGUCCCAUCUAGACUCUAUGAAGACAAGAAUGCGUCUUAUGGCCUGGCAUGAAGACGAAUGCCCCAAGCGAGAGAGGACCUGGCAGAACGUGUUAAAGACAGCAUCCUUGGUCAUUAGCGAGAAGAUCGCUCAAGAAAUCAACUACUGGGAACAUAGCACUGACAGGGUCGCCAGUCUACAGAAGGAUAUCCUGUUGCAGUUUCAGGAAAAGUUUGAAGUGUUCGGCAAUCAGCUCCACAAUAUUGAAAGAGCGUUGGCACACGAUGUUCAAGCUGAGACAAAUUUUAACAUGUCUGUGACAAGCUCUCUGUCUUCCAAGAAGGGAGGAAAACUAGCCAAACUGUCUAAAGGCGCGCCAGCUUUUCUCAGCCUGGGUAACUCUGUGACCUCUGGGUUUAGCCUUGACCCCAAAAACGCUGAGUUGCGGACGUUGUUUAAGGACAAGUACCAGAGUGACCCGUGCAGGGCCAUGGCCAAGGCCACAGAGAUCUUUCUGGGCUUCCUCAAUGAAACCGUUGUUGUUUCCUCGCUCGUUAAGUUUUUUGACAGACUUGUCAAAAGUAUUGACAAAAUCGGUACCAAAAUCCCAGAAUUGAUCAAAGCGGAUCAACAAUUGCUUGAGAAGUUGAACUCUGACCUUCACUCGGGCGAAAGGAAACUAGGCGAGUACCCCUCAAUGUCUGGAACAGUUGCUAACCUACAGGGAAGGCUCGACCUGCUCUAUGUUCAAAGACUCAUGGUUUCUGACUUCACAGCCGAUCAGCUGGACUACCGUGACAAAGUGAAACUUGGCAAAGGCUCUUUUGCUAAUGUCUACAAGGGGACACUGAAAAUCCGGCCUGGAGACUCAGUUGUUGUUGCCAUCAAGGAACCAAAAGAUCCUGUUAAUGUUGCUGAAGUCACGGACAUGCUGUUGGAAGAGACGAUGCUCAGGGAAAUCGACAACGUGAACAUUGUGAAGUACUACGGUGUCUGUCGCACAGGACCAGAGGCCGAUCUCAGGCUCAUUAUGGUCAUGGAGUUCUGCCCUUACACACUCAAGGCAAGGUGUAUAGGUACUGAAAAUAGUGCCAAUUCUCCAAGCAAGCUGGGUGCAAAACCUGCCGAGCAGAGCAAGUCAGUUUUGGAGGUACUCAACUUCCUUGUUCAGAUCUGCAACGGUUUGAGAUAUCUGCACAACAAGAACAUCGUGCACAGGGACCUCAAACCAGACAAUGUGCUGCUGACCGCCGAGUCGAAGGUCCGAAUUGCAGAUCUUGGACUCGCCAAGAAAGUGAAAGACAUCGUCACCCUGAACAUUGGGACUCCAGUUUACAUGGCUCCUGAGAUCUUGUCCAUAUUAGAUAAAUAUGACACUCUGGCAGAUAUUUACAGCUUGGCCAUGAUAAUGUGGGAACUUUGGUACGGCCGUGAUCUGGCUGAAUACGCAGCUAUGGAAAUCCAAGGCGGACUCAAGCAAAAUAUUGAAAGUGGAUGGCGCCCAAAAAUGUCUGCCGUGCAUCCUCCCCCGGACUACUGGCAAGAACUGAUGACAAAAUGCUGGAACCAGAAAGCCGCUGAGCGACCUACAGCAGAGACAGUCGGAAGAACUUUGUCACAGAAAAUGAUGGAAAUUCAAUAAACCUUUGGAGGUCGGCGCUAGAAAGGAGCUCAGAGAUCCUAACUUUGGAAUGAACAGUUAAUGUAAAUUUCUACGUCUCCGCUAUAUUUAUCAUCGUUGUCGUCAUUUGUGUCAUUAUAAUCCUCUUCCCAAUGUGUAGACAAAGUUUGUUUUCGCUUUUAAAAAUGGUUAUUAACAGAACAAAUGGCGUCUGUUGGGAUCAUCAUCACCACCAUCAUCAACUUCCAGGUAAAAAAUACCUGCAAAAUCACCCAGUAUAACUUAACUGAAAGAAAAUUUAAUGAUUGCUGUACAAUCUAAAAAUCCAACAUAUUAUGUUGUGGUUUUAAAACUUUGUCUUUGUUAAAAUAUGUCUUGUAUUUUUAUGUCAGUUUGUUCCUGUUAAAUGGUGAAAAUAUAAAUCAAUAUAUUCAUAGUCAUAUUAUUGGGAAUUUAACUUAAAAAAGAGUAAAAACAAUGCUUAAAAAAAAAAUUGUCCAGGAGAAAAAUGUCCGUCUUUAAAGAGGGAAAUUGUACGCAUUGUCAUAUUAAUGUUUAUAAAAUUAAGCAAAGAAGGAAAGGGAGGGGGGGGGGGGGGGGGGAGGUGGUAGUAGCCAUUUGUACAGGUGAGUAUCUCAUACAGGUAUCCGUUGGAACAGGUUCAACUGUAUUGAAUGACACAAGAAACAAACAUUAAAUGUCAGUCCUGGAUUAUCAGGCCCAAAGGGACUUAACCGUAUUAUAAUAAAUAUGACAUUUUCUUUAAAAAAUUCUGGUUGUUUCCCUUACUAUUUUUCGCUUGAUGUGCAAGUUCUUAUUCAUUUUUUAAAUUUUAUUUUGAUACAUUUUUUAAACUUCUUGAAGUAGAAUCAUCUAACUCGUAUAAUAAUAUGAUUUAUGUGCAGUUGGGUGUAUGCUAGACAAUGUUUUUGAAUAUGUGCAUAAAGGAGAGAGAGAGAGAGAGAGA
This is a messenger RNA of Aplysia californica (California sea hare), 2771 nucleotides long. RefSeq lists its product as uncharacterized. NCBI's taxonomy places the organism in Eukaryota, Metazoa, Mollusca, Gastropoda, Aplysiida, Aplysiidae. Gene Ontology annotation, molecular function: protein kinase activity; ATP binding. Gene Ontology annotation, biological process: protein phosphorylation. The record is from RefSeq and is a predicted model, not a curated record.